This is a messenger RNA of Spodoptera frugiperda (fall armyworm), 2699 nucleotides long. It is a transcript of the gene kar, whose product is annotated as monocarboxylate transporter 10. Gene Ontology annotation, biological process: transmembrane transport. Gene Ontology annotation, molecular function: monocarboxylic acid transmembrane transporter activity. The coding region runs from base 271 to 1698 and encodes 475 amino acids. Lineage: Eukaryota; Metazoa; Arthropoda; Insecta; Lepidoptera; Noctuidae. The transcript has 3 exons. The record is from RefSeq and is a predicted model, not a curated record.
AGUCACAACAGGAUCAGUCAACGAACGCCUGUUGUUUAGGUUGUAGGGUUUGUUGAAAGUUUAAAUUUUACGAUAAAAUUCUAAGAUAAGAAUCGUUAAAUAAAAUAACAAACGAGUAACGUAGUUUAAAUUAUUGAUUGAUAUAUUCGAUGAGACUUAAAUAAGCAUUAUAGUGCGAGCCUUUAAAAAAGUAAUAUACAGAGAAGAGCGCCAUGUGCUUGUGAAGCAGAAUCGUAUAUUUACAAGUCUGUCAAUUUAUAUAACUGCAAGAUGGAUUCAGAGCCGAAAGAGAAUUCUGAUUUGCUCAAAGCAAGGAAUAAAGUUGAGACCAAUGGUAAUUUAAAAAAUGAAGACCUCAAAGGUCCUCCGGAUGGCGGUGUACGAGCAUACUCGGUCAUGGUUGCAUCGUUCCUUACAAAUGGUCUUUUUUUCGGCGUAAUUAAUUCAUACAGUGUGAUAUACACGGUCCUUGAAAGACAUUUGAAAGAUGAAGGAAUCUCUAAUUCAGAAAGUCGCGCUGCUCUGGUGGGCGCUCUUACCAUGGGGACUACGUUUUUCCUUUCGCCCCUGUCCGGCGUAUUGACUGGCGUGUUAGGUAUCCGUUUAACCGCAGUGUUGGGUGGCACGAUUGCAACAGCUGCAUUACUUUUGUCUUCCUUUUUCGUAUACAAUGUAGGAGUCCUCUAUUUCACCUACGGUAUAAUGUAUGGAUUAGGCGCAUCCUUUGCCUACACUCCCUCUUUGGCUAUCCUUGGUCAUUAUUUCAAAAAGCAUUUAGGUUUAGUAAAUGGUGUUGUAACUGUAGGUAGCUCUAUUUUUACUGUGAUAAUGCCACCCCUUAUGGAACAUAUGAUACAGCACCAUGGAUUAGAUUGGUUGCUUAGGCUUCUUGCUGUCUUUACAUUGGGCACAGCGGUAUGUGGUUUUAUUUUCAAACCAGCUCCAUCAAUGGUUACCAAAGCGUCAAGGGAAGACGACAGCUGGAAAUCUUUAUUAAAAUCGAUUGUUAACAUUCAAAUCUGGAAGAAUAAGAAGUAUAGAUUUUGGGCUUUAUCCAUGCCUGUCGCACUAUUUGGGUAUUUUGUUCCAUACGUGCAUAUCAAAAAGUUUAUCGAGAACAACUUCGUUGAUGUCAGUACCAAUCUACCCUUGCAAUGUAUUGCUGUUACAUCUGGUCUGGGACGAUUAAUAUUUGGCUUUUUAGCCGACAAACCUGGUGUUGACAGAAUCUUGUUACAGCAAAUUUCAUUCUACGUCAUUGGGGUGCUGACGAUUAUUUUGCCAUUUGUUAACAAGUUCGGCGUAUUGGUAGCGAUUGCUUUAGGCAUGGGAAUAUUUGAUGGCGCAUUUAUUGCGUUAAUCGGACCCAUAGCAUUCGAGUUGUGCGGUGGUGCUUACGCGGCGCAAGCAAUAGGUUGCAUGUUAGGACUUGCUGCUGCUCCAUUAUCAGUCGGACCGCCCAUAGCUGGCUAUCUGUACAGUAUCAAUAAAUCCUACACUUUACCAUUCGUCCUCGCUGGCAUAUCGCCUCUGGUCGGCGCAACUUUAAUGUUUGCUAUUCGUUUGCAACGAGUUCCUUCAAACGAAGAAUCAAUUAAUACAAAUGGUAUCGCUGUUCGUCCAGUUUCUGUACAUAUAGAAAAAUCACCAAGCCUAUUACUUAGUAAUGGAGAUGCAAACCAACAGACGAAUUUAUAACGAAGUUUGAUGUGAUUUGUUCAGGAAGCUGUGCUUAAAAGCAUUAUCCACUUGCGAAAAAUAAGGACUCCAGUUUAUGAAAACUGCUCGUACACUUUCCAGUCGUAACCGCAACCUUUUAAAAGGGUAGUUGUUAUGUGCACCAGUCUAUGUAAGUAGUGGAAUCUAUUUGGUAUAUAAUAUCGAGUAGAUGUUCUUGUUUCAUAGUAUAAAGUCAAUUUCUUACGGAAUUGACCAUCGUCAUAUUUUCGUCAAUUGUUUACACCAAAGUGAAAAUUGCCUUAUUGGCCCUUAAGUUAUAAUGUAGUGUUAGAGAACGCGCACAAUACGCAUUUCCAGACAUUUACAUGUUAAUAGAUACGAAGCUGAAAUAAAUGAAAUAGACUUUAAAUUAUUCUCAUAAGUUAUUGUUAAUAAAGUAUGUAUGCUUGAUUAGUUAUAAGAUUAGCGUUGAAAAGUUAUGUAAAGGCAUUUAAAACUAAAUCAAUCGCAUAAUAAUUGUAUGCUAUGUACGUUUUGCACUUACAUGGUUACCGUUGGAAGUUCCUAGUUUAGUUUUAAAAUGUUUAAAUGAUUACCUUAAUGUUUUGUUCUAAUUUAGUGGUAGUUAGUUAAAAUUUCUGAAUUCGUCAGUGAUAUUUUCGAUUUACCUACCUAUAUACAUUUAAAAUUCGUCAUUUUACGAAAUGGCGAAUAACUAACUUACAUUGUUUAUCGUUUAAUUUGUAAAGUGACUUUGAAUCUAUAGCUUGCACCCAAACGUAAUGAGUUAGUAAUUACUGAGCACAUUACUUGACUAAUAGUGUCGCAAUUGUGAAAAUUUGUAACAAAUUGGAAAUGCUUACAUUUUUAGUAAGAGAACAUGUAAAACGCUGUUUUUUGGAAGUAGCCUUAUUAAAGGUUGAUGAUGAUAAUUGGAAGCGAAAUAUUUGAGCAUUGAGCAUACGAUAUUACGGUAAAUGAUUUUGAAACAUAAAAAAGUAUAAAAUCAUUGACUUCAU